Camponotus floridanus (Florida carpenter ant) is the source of this 568-nucleotide messenger RNA. Its product is annotated as coiled-coil domain-containing protein 86. Gene Ontology annotation, cellular component: nucleolus. Bases 120 to 551 code for a protein of 143 amino acids. Lineage: Eukaryota; Metazoa; Arthropoda; Insecta; Hymenoptera; Formicidae. The record is from RefSeq and is a predicted model, not a curated record. The transcript is spliced from 4 exons.
UCUGACUUCGGUAAUGCAGACUGUCAAUGGCAAUCUCGAUUCUACUUCGAUUAUUGUCCGUUUGGCUUCUCUGGUUGCGAUAAUGCCAUGUGACAAAGAGUGGAGAGGAAAUAACACGUAUGGAAGAUAUAUUAAACAAAAACGCUGCGCCAGUGCAGAAUAAAAAUGUAUCAGAAUCCUCCUCCAGUGUUGAAAGACGUGAGAAACCUCAUAUUCCGAGAGGUAAACCAAAAUCUGGUAGGAUAUGGAAAGAAGAGAAAACAAGAUUUUCGUCGAUAAUUAAAACGCGUGGAAUCAGAUUAUCACUAGCUAAAAAACAAAAGUUAAGAGAAGAUUUGAAACGUGUUAAGGAAAUAUCAAGAGAAAUCAAGGCCCAAAAACAAGCAGAAAAAGAAGCUAAGAAGCAACGGAGAAGAGAAAAUUUAAAGAGAGCAGAGGAAAAUCGAAAGAAGAGCGAAAUUGUACAAGUUAUUAAAAAUCCUGCAAAAAUAAAGAGAAUGAAAAAGAAACAGUUAAGAAUGAUUGAAAAGAGGGACACACUUAACAAAUAAUAUUUAAAAAAUAUAUA